Drepanopeziza brunnea f. sp. 'multigermtubi' MB_m1 is the source of this 1143-nucleotide messenger RNA. RefSeq lists its product as uncharacterized. Gene Ontology annotation, biological process: potassium ion transport; proton transmembrane transport. NCBI's taxonomy places the organism in Eukaryota, Fungi, Ascomycota, Leotiomycetes, Helotiales, Drepanopezizaceae. The record is from RefSeq and is a predicted model, not a curated record. Gene Ontology annotation, cellular component: mitochondrial inner membrane.
AUGGAGACUCGCGACAUCGACAUUCGUCCGCAGGGGUCGGCUGUUGGCGUUAAGCAGAGUCUGGAGAAGCUCAAAGACAGUGCGUCAUUCCCAGGCCUGGAAACUAGCGAGUAUCAACUACUAACAUUUCACUUAACAUUUCACUCACGACACCUUUGCAAUCAACAACACAUCGCCUUUCCCAUCACCACGCACCUGGCCUGGACUAGAGUGGACUGGACUGGACUUGAUAAAUGGAUUGAAACUGGAACAUCAACUUCCACCGACCACAUCACCGUGCGCUCGUCUCGCAGAAUGCGCCUCUUCCUCCUCCCUAUAUCGACGCGCCGAACCCUGAUUUACUGCCAGCGCCUCAACGUCACUACCGCGGAGCAGAAGAAAGGAUGGGCGACUUGGGGUAUUUCGAAGGCGGAGAAGCUCUGGACAGAUUGGGAGAAGAAGGAGUCGGGCUGGCAGAAGUGGGUUGUGGACAAGGGCAACAUCGCUCUCAAGAGGAUCCCGUAUGAGGAAUGGGGCCUGAAGUCAAUCCCUCCCCUGUCUGCGCGCAGGAAGGCAGAAGAGCUGCAAGGCCAGGAGAUGGUGGAGGUGUUGUUUCCCACGACUUUGAUUCCGCAAGAGACAGUUAUGGGAGUCCUCAGGAAAUUAGGAACAGAAAGGCAGUCAUUGCAUAAGCAGCGAAUCAUAUAUUCCAUCGUAGGAAUGCCCCUUGUCGCUCCAUUUGCACUGGUCCCAGUUAUACCAAAUCUUCCUUUCUUCUAUCUCGUGUACAGAGCCUGGUCGCAUUGGAAGGCCCUGUCGGGCUCCAAGCACGUUGAAUUUCUGGUUAAUAAGAACUUAAUCAACGCCACGCCUUCGAAGAUCCUUGACGACCUCUAUUCAGAUGGACAACGACCAUUUGAUGCUGUCUCGGAAACGAGUGAAGAGCCACCGAGUCACAAGGGCGGCAUCGAUUCGGAAGAGAGAAUGGUGCUCCACAAGUCUAAUGGGAAGAAAAUUGCUGAAGGACUAGAGGUACCCGAGUUGGAGAUCGAGCUAGAUCGGGCGGUCUGGCAGGUUGAGACAGCGCUUUGGAACAAGAAGGAGCGCAAAAAAGAACAAAGGGAUCUGAAAGAAGCGACUGCGGAACCGAAGGGGAAGCUAUGA